AUGGCGCCUCGAAAGAAGAUCGCGGUCAUGACCUCGGGUGGUGACUCCCAGGGCAUGGCAGCAGUCAUUCGAGCCGUCGUUCGCACCGGUAUCAACAUGAACUGUGACGUCUUCUGCGUGCAGCAAGGCUACAACGGCCUCAUCGAAGGUGGAGAGUACAUCCGCAAGACCGAAUGGGCCGAUGUGCGAGGCUACCUCCCGAGAGGUGGCACUCCGAUCCGAACCGCACGAUGCAAGGCCUUCUACGAGCGUCCCGGAAGAUUGACGGCGGCCAAGAACAUGGUGAUCAAUGGCAUUGACGCCAUCAUCAUCUGCGGAGGCGACGGGUCUUUGACAGGUGCAGACAGGUUCCGAGCCGAAUGGCCAUCUCUGCUCGAGGAGCUUGUUUCCAAGGGCGAGCUCACGGCGCAGCAGAUCGUACCCCACAAGCACCUGAACAUCGUAGGACUCGUUGGCUCCAUCGACAACGAUCUUUCGGGCACAGACGCCACCAUCGGCUGCUAUUCCGCCCUUGACCGCAUCUCCACAGUGAUUUCCUGGGUCCAGGAUACUGCAGACUCCCACUCCCGCGCCUUCGUCAUUGAGGUAAUGGGUAGGCAUUGCGGCUGGCUCGCUCUGAUGGCUGGUGUAGCAUCGGGGGCAGACUUCAUCUUCAUCCCGGAGCAACCCCGAGAGGACAACUGGAAGGAGGAAAUGUGCAGCAUCGUGAAGAAGCACAGAGACGAGGGCAAGCACCAGACCAUUGUCGUCAUGGCCGAAGGUGCACAGGAUCGUUACGGCAAGAAGAUCACCACGGAUAUGGUGAAGGAUCUCCUAUCCGACCCACACGGUCUUGACCUCGACACACGAGUUACCAUCGUGGGCCACCCUCAACGCGGUGGCAAGCCUGUGGCACACGAUCGCAUGUUGGCAACGCUGCAGGGUGUCGAGGCCGUCCAUGCCGUCUUGGAGGCAACCCCCGAGACCGAGACCUGUUUCAUCGCCAUCAACGAAAACAAGAUUGUCCGGAAGCCCCUGAUGGCUGCAGUACAAGCGACCAAGGAAGUUGCCGAAGUUAUUAAAGCACAAGACUUCGAGAAGGCAGUGAAACUGCGAGAUACCGAAUUUGCAGACAUGUACAACUCCUUCAUGAUUACCAGCAACAUGAACACCGGCGAGGAUAUGACUCUGUCGGCUGAAAAGAGAAUGAAGAUUGGUUUCAUCACCAUUGGAGCUCCGGCGGGCGGUGUGAACGCCGCACUCCGUGCAGCUGUGGCUUACUGCCUGUCGCGUGGGCACGAACCUGUGGCUAUUCAUAACGGAUUUGCCGGAUUCGCAAGACACCACGCCGAUGAAGAUUCCUCUGUGCGACCAUUCGACUGGCUGGAAGUCGACACGUGGGCGACCUGGGGUGGUUCUGAGAUAGGAACAAACCGCGAGCUUCCGGAAGAAUCUGGCAUGGAGUUGAUCGCCAAUCUCAUUGCGAAGUACAAGUUUGAUGCUAUCUUCCUCAUUGGUGGCUUUGAGGCUUUCCACUCCGUUUUGCAACUCGAGAAGGCGAGAGACAAGUACCCCUCCUUGUGCAUCCCCAUCACGCUUUUGCCGGCCACCAUUUCCAACAACGUUCCCGGCUCGGAAUACUCUCUCGGCUCUGACACUUCGUUGAACGAGCUCAUCGCUUUUGCCGAUAAGUUGAAGUUGUCGGCCAGCGCGUCCCGCAGACGAGUCUUUGUGUGCGAAACCCAGGGUGGCAGAUCCGGUUGGCUUGCGAUGAUUGGUGGCCUUACCAGUGGUGCCACAGCUGUCUAUACUCCUGAAGAGGGCCUGUCAAUGGAUAUGAUUGUCGCCGACAUAAGGCAUCUUCGCGAUGUUUUCCAACAGGAUAAGGGCAAGGCCAGAGCAGGCAGAUUAAUCCUCAUCAACGAGACAGCCAGCAAAGUCCACACCGCCAAAGCUAUCGCUGACUACAUCCACGACGAAGGACACGGUCGAUUCCAGGCCCGUGAAAGUAAUCCCGGUCACACUCAGCAAGGAGAUAUCCCCUCCCCUAUCGAUCGAUGCCGAGCUGUCCGUCUUGCUAUCAAGUGCGUCAAGCACCUCGAGCAGUUUGGGCCCAAGGCCCAACACGACAUACAGAAGAUCAAGAAAGAUCCUCUGACUGCAUCAGUCAUCGGUAUUCAGGGAGCCGCGGUCGUGUUCUCGGCUAUCACAGACUUGGAAAUCCAAACGGACUGGAAGAACCGCCGACCCAAGUCGGCCCAUUGGAUGUAUAUGAAGGACAUUGUCGAUAUGCUUGGUGGGAGACCUUCAUAUCCCGUUCCCGAGAAGAGUCUCGUUGGUAUCAUGGCUAAGGACGCGAAGCGUGGCCUGAUCGUAGAAUAG
Pseudomassariella vexata is the source of this 2361-nucleotide messenger RNA. Its product is annotated as 6-phosphofructokinase. Gene Ontology annotation, biological process: canonical glycolysis; fructose 1,6-bisphosphate metabolic process; fructose 6-phosphate metabolic process. Gene Ontology annotation, cellular component: cytoplasm; mitochondrion; 6-phosphofructokinase complex. Lineage: Eukaryota; Fungi; Ascomycota; Sordariomycetes; Amphisphaeriales; Pseudomassariaceae. The record is from RefSeq and is a predicted model, not a curated record. The transcript has 2 exons. The coding region runs from base 1 to 2361 and encodes 786 amino acids. Gene Ontology annotation, molecular function: ATP binding; 6-phosphofructokinase activity; fructose-6-phosphate binding.